CCCUAGUCCCCUGCCCCCCAGUCCCAGCCGGUGCCGCAAGGAGCCUGGUUGUGAGGUGUCUGUCCUGGACUGCAGCUGGCCGGGCGACAGAGACUGCCAGCCACCUGCACCUGGCGCGGCUGCCUUCCAGUAGCUUGGGCACCCUCUCCCCCUCCCCCUUCAGUCCCCCACUCCCUUCCCACCUCCUCAAACCCUGACAUCAGCCUCCUCCUCCUCCUCCUCCUCCUCCCCUCCUCCAUCACCACCUUCUCCAGGGAGCUCAGCUAGCUUCCCACUGCCUCCUCUCUCCUCUUCCUUUGCUCUUGCCAUUCAGCCCCACCACUCCCCAUCAGCUAGCACUUCUGCCUCGGCUUCCCCCUCUCCCUGCCCCCUUCUCAAUCUCCUCUUUUCUCUCUCUCCUCCUCCCUCCUAACCCCCACCCUAAGCACCCCCUCCCCAGGACAGGGGCCGUAGCCUUGUCAUGUCAGGAUGGAGAUCCGGCAACACGAGUGGUUCUCGUCCUCCCCCCACGAGGGCUUCGAGCAGAUGAGGCUCAAAAGCCGCCCCAAGGAGCCCUCCCCGAGCCUCACUCGAGUAGGUGCGAACUUCUACAGCAGCGUCAAACAGCAAGACUACAGUGCCAGUGUCUGGCUCCGGAGGAAAGACAAAUUGGAGCACUCUCAGCAAAAGUGCAUUGUGAUCUUUGCCCUGGUAUGUUGCUUCGCCAUCCUAGUUGCCUUGAUAUUUUCAGCUGUGGACAUCGCAGGAGAGGAUGAGGAUGGACUCUCAGAAAAGAAUUGUCAAAAUAACUGUCGAAUUGCUCUGGUGGAGAACAUUCCUGAAGGCCUUAAUUAUUCGGAAACAGCACCAUUCCAUUUGUCGCUUUUCCAAGGUUGGAUGAAUUUGCUCAACAUGGCCAAAAAGUCUGUUGACAUAGUGUCUUCUCAUUGGGACCUCAACCACAGUCAUCCAUCAGCAUGCCAGGGUCAGCGUCUUUUUGAAAAGUUGCUACAAUUGGCUGCUCGAAAUAUUGAGAUCAAAUUAGUAAGUGAUUCAACAGUCCAGUCAAAGGUAUUGGAAGACUUGAAAGUAAAGGGUGCGGAGGUGACAUACAUUGACAUGAAUGCUUACAACAAAGGUCGACUCCAGUCAUCCUUCUGGAUCGUUGAUAAACAGCACAUUUACAUUGGUAGUGCCAGCUUGGACUGGAGGUCACUAGGGCAGAUGAAAGAACUUGGUGUCAUCUUUUACAACUGCAGCUGUCUGGUCCUAGAUUUACAAAGGAUAUUUGCCUUGUAUAGCUCAUUAAGAUACAAGAGCAGAGUGCCUCAAACUUGGUCAAAGAGGUUGUAUGGAGUGUAUGACAAUCAAAAAAAAUUGCAACUUCAGUUGAAUGAAACAAAGUCUCAAGCAUUUGUGUCGAAUUCUCCCAAAGUCUUUUGCCCUAAAAAUAGGAGCUUUGACAUAGAUGCCAUUUAUAGUGUCAUUGACGAUGCUAAGGAGUUUGUGUUCAUUGCUGUAAUGGAUUACCUGCCUGUCUCUAACACAAGCACCAAAAGAACUUACUGGCCAGAUUUGGAUGGGAAAAUAAGAGAAGCAUUAGUUUUACGAAGAGUUAAAGUCCGACUCCUCAUCAGUUUCUGGAAGGAAACAGACCCCCUCACAUUUAACUUUGUUUCAUCUCUUAAAGCUAUUUGCACUGAAAUUGCCAACUGCAGUUUGAAAGUUAAGUUCUUUGAUUUAGAAAGAGAGAGUGCCUGCUCUGCAAAAGAACAAAAGAACAAUUCCUUUCCCAAGUUAAAUAGAAAUAAAUAUAUGGUAACUGACGGAGCAGCUUACAUUGGGAACUUUGAUUGGGUAGGAAAUGAUUUUACCCAGAAUGCUGGCACAGGCCUUGUUAUCAACCAGGCAGAUGUGGAAAACAGCACAAGCAUCAUCAGGCAACUUAAAGGGGUGUUUGAAAGGGACUGGUAUUCACCCUAUGCCAAAAAUUUACAACCAACUAAACAACCUAACUGUUCCAGUCACAAACUUAACAAAUUGGUCACAAACAAGACUGCUGCAGCAUACAAUACAAGCGAGAAUGACCCCUUGAGUGUACAACAUGAAUGAAGACACCUGACAGGAUGGACAGAUUGAUAUUUCGUAUCUACUAGGGGAGGUGGGGAAGCCAAAAAAAAAGUCUUUUUUAAGGAAAAAGCACACAACAAAAAUGUUCUCUGAACUGCAUACAAUAAUAUCUAUAUAACUAUAUUAUAGCUCUAUAUACAAUGAUUUAAGACUUUUAUAUUUGUUACUUCUGACAAUGAAUGUCAUUUCUGCUUAGAGGGUAGUUUUCAAGUUUUACAUUUGAAUUUAAAGACUUCAAUUCUCAUCCUGUUUCUUUGCCCAGUUAUCACCACAAGAUCUGAGGGGGGAAUGAAGGUGAGCUCUGUGAUGCCACUUCAAGAUCUGUUGACUUACAGAGGAGAGUGGGUAUUUCACCUUGGCAAAGAUACCAGUAGGGGCACAUAAAUCACUCCUCCCGUUCCUGCACCACCACACCAUCAUCCAAGCAUCAGUAGCUUACGUUUAUACGCCAUCCUCCAAAACUAUAUGUGAAAAAUGCCAUUUGGUCUUCUCACUCAAUUCCUUCCAACAGCAUAGGUUUUAUAUUCUCUUCGCCCCUUAUAAAAUGUUCUUGUUCUAAGGAUUCCUUCUAAAUUCUAUUAUGUUCUUUCUCUACAACAUUAAUUCUUAGUAGAGUAUCUUUUGCAAAUGCCUUAUUCCUCUGAAUGACUACACAAAGGAAAUGGAAGUUUUCAACUUUCACUUUUCAACUGUGCUUUUCUACUAAAUUGGUAUUUUUGAACUGCAACCUUCAAUAUAUUGAGCAUUUUUGCCUGCUCCAAAAGUCAGGUGGAUUCCCAAUUUGGAAAAAAAAAUAAGCACUAUUAAUUCCCAACAAGGUUAGGUAAAGCCAGAUUUGGUUUAGGUUUGUUGGGGUUUGGAUUGGGGGAGGGGGGAAUUGGGAUAUUUAUUUUACAUUUUUUAAGAAUCUGGUAUUAUGGAGGAAAGACCUUUGUGGAACAAUUAUUUUACUUUGCUUAAAAUCAUUAUGAUGCUUUUGAGAGUAAGUCAGCAAAAGUUUGUAGCAUUCUUCCUCUAUAGUAACUUAAGAUACCAAAUGCUUUUCAGAAAAAUGCAAUUUUAAAACUAUGCUUUCCAUAUUUUACUAAUUAGCAAAAGGAUGCUAAUUAGCCUUGUUGUUCUAUACUCUCAUUGUGUGUGGUUAUUUUAUAAAUAUACAAUACAGACCCAUAAAUAUAUUAAUAGAGGCUGUUGUCACAUGAGAGAGGCAUGGUCUAGUCUGAGCACGUAGUUGGCAGCCAGGAAUAGAGUCCCAUGUCUCUUCCUGGCUCCCUCUAUAGCUAGAGACAAGGCACAUCACCCCUUUGCCUCCAGUUUCUAUUGGUAACGUAGGGACAGUAAUACCCACCUACCUCACAGGGAUGUUGUGAGGAUUAGGAAAUAUUUACAAAGUGUUUUGAAAUCAAAAGAGCCUAUAUAAAUGCUAAGCAUUAUUACAUAUAAUCUUCUUUCUUGGGAUCAACUUGGUGAUAUCCUAAUGUAAUCUAUACUAAGUUCUUCCUGAGGACCUGAUGGAGGAACAAAACAUGUCUUCAAAGCUGCAGAUUUGGAUAAAAAAUCUCAUGGAGAUGUAAGAACCCUGAUGGAAGUUUGAGUUAUCAAGGAUGCAGGGAAAGCAUUUCAGUGGAACAUUUUGGCAUGUCAUUCUGUCUCAAUGUGUGGUAACAUCAACAUGGAACACUGUGCUGGUCAUCCUCUUGGAAAACAACAAACCAAUUCGUUUUCAGAACAAGAGAAAGCAUUCUCACCAAACACAAUGCUUCUUUUUCAACCACUUGGUUCUUACUAUGCCAGAAGAAACAGAGAUGUACAUCAGUUUUAUCAGCUGGAUCCUGGGAUUAAAGGAUGACUGAUGAUUUGUCUCACUAUUGCAAAACUUUCUGGUUGUUUUAAAAUAAUGCUUGGUUGGACGUGUCAACCAGUUAGAAAAUGGUGCAUGUGCUAGAAUUGUAUUUUUUUAAAGAAUACUGUACUUUUAUGAAAGAAUUUGAUUUUUUAAAGGUCUGUUGGUUUUAAUGACAUUCUUUAUCACCAAUGGCCAGCCUAUUCAGCCUGAGUAUUUAACAGAAAUUCCGUUUUUUGUAGGGUGCUACAUGGAUAGCUUUGAUAUAAUGCGGGGAUCAAUAACCAUUCCAGUAAAGUGCAGUAAGGUUUAGUAAGUUAGCUUACAUAAAAAUACAAAGUGGGGGGAAAACUAAGAUUACCCUUGAACUAAAUAGAGCAAGCCUGAGUUUAGAUCUGCAAAGGACAGCUUUAAAGGGAGAAGGGAGCAGCUGGUUCCACUGGGACAGCACUGUUUUAGUUCUAGAGGGAGAGGUGAGAAACACCACACAAGCUCUCUUGGAAUAGCUACAGUGAAGAAACAUGUUUGAAGUAACAGGGGGGUGGAUAAAGAGAGGAGGAAGUACAGCUCCCCUUUGCACAUGGAAGGAGAGACAUUGUGCUGGCUAGGAGCUGCAGCAUACCUCCCUACCCUGCCAAGUGGAACCAUCACACCCUAGACUGUGCCCAGAAUCUGCUUCUGCCCAUGUACCAACAGCAAUAUCUCUACCCCAAUAGUCCCAGAAAUAUAGUGCAGGGACUUUCUAACCUGAACAUACUUGGCAAAUACAAGUUGGUCAAGAAGUGCUUCAAGACAUUGACGUUGUUCAGCUUCGUGGAAGAUUGCACCUGGGCAAUAUUAGGCAGAAACAUUACCAUGCAGAAGGCAUUGUUUUUUGUAGCAUUUUGAUUUGCUUUUCUAUUUGGGGUAGAGGUGGGAAGGGGUCCCACUGCUUCCCUGUGAAAUGGCACAUUUCCUUUUUGGCCUUGAAGCUAUCUAUGCUUAUAAAUACAAGAGAUCCUACUUCCCUCAGAAGAACGCUGGAGGAAAAUGUUUUAUUCCCCAAGCUCACCCCAAACUCUACAAGAAUUAUCAAGAAGGCACCUUUCUUACAAUAAGAGUAGUUUGGUUGACCCCAGAGAUAAUUCUCCCAAGGAAAGCAAAUGAAACAUGGUUAUUUGAGAAUAUAUGAUAGACCUGUGUGCUGCAAACAUUGACUAGUGCCUUAUUCAUUCUCAAGCAUUGAGUUCAAAUAGUGGUUAAUUAUACAUAGAUAAUUAUUCAGUUCAAUUUGAUAUCACUUGCUGACAAAAAAAAAAAGAUUGAGAGCCUUUCUACUGUAGCCUUGCAGAUAAAUACCCCAAAGUUUACAAGCCCUCUAACUCUUUCAACCAGCCUACCCUUCUCCCAAGUCACACCCCCUGUAUACACAAUCAAAUUCAAGCACCUAUUUUGUUGUUUGUUGUUGUUGUUACCAUUGUCAUGCCAUGCACUGCAAUUGGGCCUUGAAAUCUUUGAAAGAUUAACUUAGCUGUAAAUCAAUGGUUUAGAGACUCCUGUAGACUAUAUAGUCAUUCUCUGCUGUUGUUCAUGAAUCAUAGAAACUUAAGGGUUAAAAGGGACAUCAAGAAGUCUAACCUCUAUUUGAAGCAUGAAUCCCCUCUUAUGACAUCCCUGACAAGUGGUCACUCAGCCUCAGCCUGACCACCUCCAGUGAAGUGGACCUUAAGACUCCAUGCCUUGGUGUGGUGCUCAUCCAUGAAUGUGACAGAAUAAACACACAUUAAAAAUUUCUGCCAAGACACCACUGUCUUUCAAGGAACACAUAGAAGGAUGUUUCAUGGCACUCUGGGGUUCAAUGGGUCACAGUGCAAAAAUAUAUGUUAAUUGACAUCAGAAGUAACUAAGAGUCCCCAAAUAUGCAACUUUGAGAGCUAAAUAUUCCUAAUCUGUGUAGCAUUACCCCCAUCUUAAUGCUCGUGGAGCAUUUUCCAAGAAGGCUGUAUCUGUGAUAUAUAUCUCAUUUUUGUCUUGGGCUGAAAUGAGAUGGGUUCAAACCUUUUGUUUGAUCUUGCCCUUUUAACUUUUUGUUAAAUGCAAUUACUGAGUUAUUUUUUAAAGUGCCUCACUGAGCCCUAGAAACUGAAUGAUACUUAUUUCUCACCAGCUUGUAGCUGUAGUCAGAUAAAUCAAUUGGGACAUCAGGCUGUACAAGACAUUGUUUUGCUCUAAGAACACUUGAUGGAAUACAAGGUCUAGAAAACAUCACAACAUAAGAAUUGCUAAGCAGGGUCAAACCGAUGGUCCACCCAGCCCAAUAACUAUGUGUUAGAAUUUACCUUUUCUUCAUGUGCCAUUCAUACUCUAUUACAUGGGGUGGGAGCAGGUUGCUUUUGGGUUUUUUUUUUAUCUGGACAUGUGAUUUAAUCACAGUGGGUGACCCCCAGUGUGGGAAACUCUUUCCAUUAAUGCAGAUCAGUAGAUCAUCUAUAACUUAGUUGAAUAUUAGAGGUUAGAAUGGUGUGAAUAAGAGGUUAAGUGACUUACCCACAGUCACAUGGUUAGUAUAUAUCAGAGGCAGGAUUUGAAUCCAGAUCUACCUUGACUCCAAGGCCAACCCUCUGUCUACUAUACCAUGCUGCCUCUCCUCCUAAGUUUGCUGGUCCAAAAUUCAUUCCACUAUUUUUGAUGCUCUUGAAAGGCCUCUUGAACUCUUAAUUGGAAUGAUCUCCUCUGUCAAGUGAGAUGCUUGUUGUUUAUCAAACAUGAGUCCCCUAAAAAGAGUCCCACGUAUUCCUAAUAAAUAUUUCAUUCACUUCAUAUGCUUUAUUCUUAAUGCCAGCCUUUUGGAAAGUAUAUACUUUAUCUUCAGCCUUCUGGGAAGCAAAAUUAAUCUGACUUCCCUUUAACUAAAGUCAGACUGAAUACAUUUUUUUCUGUUCUUUUUCCCCCAUGUAAUAUAAUUUUGCUUCUUUUCCUAAAUAGGAACUAUUACUCCUUUUCCUGCUCUAUUUUGAUAACCAAAUUGCUGUUUGCUACUUCUGCUUUAUUCAUUUAAAAUUGCUGAAAGGCUUAAAUAAACGUUGGACUCAGAUGCAGCUUGCAGCCUGGCAUUCCCAUUUGGGAGAAUUCAUAUCUUUAGCUGAAUUGCAAUCAUGGCUUUAUGUAAUAGCCAGCCAGAUCGUUUCCUGGACCCUUAAAAACUGUGUUUUCUUCAUUUUAUGUGGAUCAUGAGCAGUACUGCAGGUCCAGAAUUUUUCAAGAUGACUCCUGUUACGUAAGUAAUUUUAGGUACCUAUGUGAAAAAGAAGUAUGAGUUUUGAUAAGCUGGAUAGGUGUUUGCUUUUGCUAUGCUAACAACUUUCUAUUCUGUUAUAAAUAUCUUGAAUUUGUAACUGCAUCAUCAUUAUACUGAUAGAAUACAGUUAUAUCUCAGCCUAUGUAGGGACAUGAAACUAAUCUUUAAAUUCAUAUACAAGUUGGCACAAUAAAGGCUGGGUUUAGGAGAUAUUUAUAAAUCUCAAUUCUUUUGUACAACUGAUCACUAAACUAAAGUAUAGUAAUGAAGACCUGUUCAUACUGUGACAUGAGGCAUGUCUUCUUUUUCAUCACAUCUUGGUCUCAGAAACCAAGUUAGAUGUCAAUUACCAUGUUAUAACAUAAGUGACUGAAAAGAAUAAGGUCAUUGCUGAUGGACCCAUGGAUUAUAGUCCUACUGUUUUGUAAAUUAGCCCAAGAAACUGUCUUUGUAACAUUACUCUUAUCUCUAUAAAAAUGUUUGUUUUUAACAAUGUGUUGAUUGUUAAUGAAUGAGUGAUCUUUUUGAUCUGGAAAAACUACCAAGGUCCCUACACAUGCACUAAUAAUUCCUUCCAAAUGAGAAAGGAAAUAGUCCAUAGCAAUUCUAGUUUAUCAUCCUUCCAUGCUCAGCCAUCAGCUAUCUAAUCUUUCCAUGUAAAAACACUAAGGAUAAUAAGGGGGAGGGGUGCUGCUUUUUGUUCUGUUGAAUGGCUAUGAUCAAGGGA
Messenger RNA from Phascolarctos cinereus (koala), 7956 nucleotides. RefSeq names its product phospholipase D family member 5 (gene PLD5). The record is from RefSeq and is a predicted model, not a curated record. NCBI's taxonomy places the organism in Eukaryota, Metazoa, Chordata, Mammalia, Diprotodontia, Phascolarctidae. Gene Ontology annotation, molecular function: catalytic activity.